AUGCAGCCCGGUGCACCCGCCUUGUCACCAGAGCAGAAGCUUCGUAAGACAUUAGAUGCUUUCAAAGAAUCCACGCGAAUCCGCUCUUGGAAGCAUCUUGAUGACGACUGGACACAAUUGCGAGCCGCAAACUUGGUCCACAACAGAGCAGGUCGAGAUGUUGAGAUAGUCGGUUAUCUGAGCACACGGAGAGAUGUGAACGCCAAGCUGUCUUUCGCCAUGCUUCGCAGCAAAAACCAAACGUGGUGCAUCCAGGUCGUCUCGACUGGCAACAUUGAGGGUGAGGAAGCAGAAGCACACGUCCGUCUCAGGACACUGAGAGAGUGGACUCCUGUUAUGAUUCGAGGCAAGCUUCUAGAGAGGAGGCAAGCCAAAAACGACACCUAUCUUGGAAUGAACUUGAUCACAGAUCGGGAGAUUUCGCUGACGAGCAUCACACCCUUGAAUGAGAUUCCCAACGAUAUCAUCAUCAAGCAAGACACCGUUUUUGGUCCUGAGCAGCGGCAUCUACAGCUGCGCACUGAUCCUGAGCUGCGCAACAACAUCAUCAAGCGGCAAAAGGCUAUGCAAAGGGCGCGACUGGAACUGGCCGACAAUGGAUGGAAGGAGAUUGAAACCCCUGUUCUUUUCAAGUCAACGCCUGAAGGCGCACGAGAGUUUCUCGUGCCAACACGAACCAAGGGUUUGGCAUACGCACUUCCUCAGAGUCCGCAACAGUACAAGCAGAUUCUUAUGGCCUCAGGUUUCACUAGGUACUACCAGUUUGCACGCUGCUUCCGCGACGAAGACUUAAGAGCCGACCGACAGCCAGAGUUCACUCAGCUGGAUAUGGAAAUGUCCUUUGCAGCAGAGGAAGAUAUCAUGGCUGAAAUCGAGAGGUUACUGAGAGCUCUUUGGUACAGAAUCUUGAAGCAGAAGGUACCAGAAACAUUUCCGCGCAUGACCUACGAAGAAGCCAUGGCUUCGUACGGAUCGGACAAGCCUGAUCUGCGGUAUACCUCGAAGAUACACAACAUCACCCAGCAUCUGCCCGCAGAUCUAAUCGGCAAGAUCACACCCCUCCAGGGCCCCACGGUGGAGGCCUUCAAGGUUUCAAUCUCCUCCGACCCCAAGGUCACACGAAAGUUCAUCUCCAAGUUCUUGGAUAGUCCAGACGGCCGACCGUUUCUUGAAAAUGCAGACGGCCAACCAGGCGUCUUUGUGGGCGACCACUCAGCACCCAUGCAAGGCCUAGGACCCCUCGGCUACCAGUACGUGAUGGAGGGACCCGAAGCCCUUGCAAUCGAGCACGGCGACCUUCUUAUUUUGCAAGCACGCCCAACCGCCCCCUUCACGGGCGGCUCGACCGUGCUUGGUAACCUGCGCCUCGCUCUGCACAAAGCCGCCAUUGCCCAAGGUUUGGUCGAUCCACCAGACCAACACGACUACAGGUUCGUCUGGAUCCACGACUUUCCCCUCUUCUCUCCUUCAGUCGACUCCGAACCCGGUCAGGGCGGUACUGCCGGCCUCGCAUCGACACAUCACCCCUUCACCGCGCCGAAGACGCCCGAAGACGUCGACCUCCUACUCACCGCGCCCGAGAAGGCUGUCGCGGCACACUACGACAUCGUAGUCAACGGCGUUGAGCUCGGCGGAGGCAGUCGCCGUAUCCACAACGCCGAGGUACAGGAGUUUAUCUUCCGAGACGUACUGAAGAUGAAGCCCGAGCGCGUCGAAGACUUCAGGCACUUGCUUGAUGUGCUAAGAUCUGGGUGCCCACCGCACACAGGGAUUGCGUUAGGGUGGGAUAGGUUGAUGGCCAUUAUGUGCCAUAAAGAGAGUGUGAGGGAUGUCAUCGCUUUCCCGAAGAGCGGGAAGGGCGAGGAUCUUAUGGUCAAGAGUCCGAACAGACCUACUACGGAGCAGUGGGAUACCUAUGGCUUGCAAGUGAAGCAGUAG
This is a messenger RNA of Macroventuria anomochaeta, 1938 nucleotides long. RefSeq lists its product as uncharacterized. Gene Ontology annotation, cellular component: mitochondrion; cytoplasm. Gene Ontology annotation, biological process: aspartyl-tRNA aminoacylation. NCBI's taxonomy places the organism in Eukaryota, Fungi, Ascomycota, Dothideomycetes, Pleosporales, Didymellaceae. Gene Ontology annotation, molecular function: aspartate-tRNA ligase activity; ATP binding. The record is from RefSeq and is a predicted model, not a curated record. Bases 1 to 1938 code for a protein of 645 amino acids. The transcript has 2 exons.